AUGAUCAUGAUUUCUCGCACUCGCAUUGCUGCUCUAUCCAUUACUCGCCGCUUCUUCAGCACAGGCCCAGGACCAUCCCCUGCAACGCCUAUCAUAUCUGACCUGGCAUUCGACGAGCUUCAUACAGAGACCACCGAUAGCACAGAUAAACCACGCUUUGCCAGGGGAGAGCGAACCUGGGUCAAGCUCAGUGGGCUGCCCCGAACGAUCUCUCCGGUCGACAUUGCCAGGCAUGUGAAAGCGUUAACAUCAAACACUCCCAAACAAGUUCAUUUGGACUAUAGAAAUUUCAUACCUUCGGGCAGGGCAUGGGUCGGGUUUACCAAUUCGGAUAAAACUGAACAAGCAGUUCAAGUCCUUCGAGGUUCCGUUAUUGCUGGCUAUACAAUUCGAGCUCAGAAGACCGAUGAACAAAACUUGGUCAACGCGGGACUUCCACCCCGCACAAGAGGCCCUAGGGGUAGAGCCCAAGCCCAGGAACGUGGACUUGCGAGUGGCAACGGACCUGACGCCAAGUUAAUCAAACGACAAAAGAACGUCUACAUGUGGGGGCUCCCAGGGAGGAUGCUCGAACCCGAACUUGCUAAAAUUUUUGAACCUUACGGACUCCGGGUUACAGACGAGGAGCCCCGGUCAAUUCAAAAGCUAGAAAGGAAAGCCCCAACUUCACGUUUUGUGGUUCGCCUAAUGACGACCGCUGGGGCACAUAGACUUGUUCGAGACUUUCAUAUGACUGAGAAGUUUGGGGCAGGGUAUUUGGUGCAUGCUCGUGUUGUAUACUGA
Rhizoctonia solani is the source of this 783-nucleotide messenger RNA. RefSeq names its product RNA recognition motif domain-containing protein. The transcript has 4 exons. NCBI's taxonomy places the organism in Eukaryota, Fungi, Basidiomycota, Agaricomycetes, Cantharellales, Ceratobasidiaceae. The record is from RefSeq and is a predicted model, not a curated record. Bases 1 to 783 code for a protein of 260 amino acids. Gene Ontology annotation, molecular function: nucleic acid binding.